Molecule: messenger RNA, 823 nt
Organism: Phytophthora nicotianae INRA-310
Lineage: Eukaryota; Oomycota; Peronosporomycetes; Peronosporales; Peronosporaceae
Product: glycerol-3-phosphate dehydrogenase (NAD(+))
Exons: 2
Coding region: 14-823 (269 amino acids)
Biological process (GO): glycerol-3-phosphate catabolic process; carbohydrate metabolic process
Cellular component (GO): cytosol; glycerol-3-phosphate dehydrogenase (FAD) complex
Molecular function (GO): glycerol-3-phosphate dehydrogenase [NAD(P)+] activity; protein homodimerization activity; NAD binding
Source: RefSeq, a predicted model, not a curated record
AACACUCUUCAUCAUGCCGAGCAAGGUCUGUCUCGUGGGUUCCGGUAACUGGGGCUCAGCCAUCGCGCGUAUCAUCGGCGAGAACACCAAGAAGCUGCCCGAGACGUUCGAGCGCGACAUCAACAUGUGGGUAUUCGAGGAGCAAGUGGACGGCCGCAAGCUCACGGAGAUUAUCAACUCGGAGCACGAGAACGUCAAGUAUUUGCCAGGCUACAAGCUGCCGGAUAACAUCAUCGCCGUGCCAGACCUUCUCGAGGCCGUGCGUGGCGCCGACAUUCUCAUUUUCUGCGUGCCGCACCAGUUCCUAGGCCGCAUGCUGGUCUCUAUUAAGGAGCAGGGCCUCAAACAGGGCGCGAUGGCCGUCUCCCUUAUCAAGGGCAUUGAUUUCGACGAGAACGGAGUUGUCCUCGUGUCCGACCUUAUCCGCAAGGGUCUGGACAUUGACUGCAGUGUCCUAAUGGGCGCUAAUGUUGCCAAUGAGGUGGCCGCCGGCGACUUCUGCGAGUCGACGCUUGGCUGCGCUGAUCUGCGUCACGGAGCGCUGCUGCGUGAGCUGUUCAACGCCCCCACGUUCCGUGUGGACGUGGCUCUGGACCCUCACGGCGUGGAAAUGUGCGGUGCGCUGAAGAACGUCGUUGCUCUUGGCGCUGGCUUCUGCGACGGCCUCAAGUACGGAGGCAACACCAAGGCUGCCAUUAUCCGUAUUGGUCUGAGCGAGAUGAAGAAGUUCUGCUUCAAGUACUUCGACGGUGUCAAGGAGGACACGUUCUUCGAGAGUUGCGGUAUCGCUGAUCUCAUCACCACUGCGCGGAGGCUUUCGUGA